Alternaria alternata is the source of this 900-nucleotide messenger RNA. RefSeq lists its product as hypothetical. The record is from RefSeq and is a predicted model, not a curated record. Lineage: Eukaryota; Fungi; Ascomycota; Dothideomycetes; Pleosporales; Pleosporaceae. The transcript has 2 exons. The coding region runs from base 25 to 900 and encodes 291 amino acids.
GCUCCACCCUUACGCUACGACAAUAUGUGGACGUCUAACCAUCGAAAGUCACUGCUCUUUACAAUAUCGGGACUCCUGACCACAACGUUUGUCAAUGCCCAGAAUUACUCCUGCCCAAGCAAUUUCCGGGAUUACAGAAGCGUGAACUCAACCGGCCAGCACGAAUUCACUUGGAACUCCUCCUACGCUGGUGAAGACUCGUGGUAUGUCUCUGUCCUCAUUGGAUCUCGAGAAACCGAAUGGAAUGAUGGGAGCGACGUCGAUGCGACUGCUUACAUCUCCGCUCCUGGAAACGUGCGCAAUGGCACAGGAUACUGCAGCUACCAAUACAACAACAUCAAUGCGACGUUAGAAUCCGGAGGAGAGAAUAGCUGUAGCGGUGUGAUCAGCUCGGUCUGCAUAGACCAUCUGACCAAUGCACUAAGCGAAGUAGCGACCUACUGUCCUAGCCCCGACACUGGGUCCACAUCAGAAGCGUUCAAGAAGGCGUGUCCAAUGUUGAGAGGCGGUUCACACAACACCAAGUUCAUCGACGUGGCAAAUAACACGUGCGCCUACACCGACAUGCCCGAGGUGAAUAUCCCCGACAAUUACAGCACGUUCGGAACAGUCAUAGGCCUCCAAGCGUCCGAUACGAUCGCCAAAGUUGGUGCGAAUGAGACUUAUGAUCUCCUAACGCGUCAGACAAUCCCACUCGUCCUACUGGGACGGUUUAUUGACCCAAAAUCAAAUCGGGUACAAAGGAGCGUCGAGUUCGUGUGUAUGACUGCGAACAAUACAGUGAUGGGGAGCCGUAUACCGGACCAAGAGACGCCUUGGGAGAGUGUUGGGGCUCAUGUUAGUGCUAAGACGGUGGGAUGGGCGGUCAGUGUGGUUACGGCGGUAAUGUUUGUCUUGUAA